CGGAGCGGAAGAUAUGUUGCACCGCGUCGACCAAACCAUUUUCUAGCGAUGCGAAACAUCAACAUCCAGCCACACGUUGCGGUAAAUACCCUUCAAUACUAACCCGUUUAUACAAGUGUACGUUUGAUUUAAAAGUAUUUCCGUUAUAUUGUCUCUCUUAAAGUUUUUAGAGACAGACAAACUGCAUCUGUUUAUAAAACAUUUUUUGUGUUAACUGUCGGACUUAGCCAGACAUUUUGACGAAAUCCUACGGAAUGUUCUGAACAUGAAAAAACUUACACUUAACAGCUGAAAGCGAAGUAUAGCUCUUGUGUUGCCUGGCGUGGUUGAGUAACGUAACAGACUGCACGUCGAGUAGCCCCUGACGGAGCAGACAUGGCCAACAGCAACAGUGUAGACAUGGAUCCAGAUGUUGCUCUGAGGCUGUUUGAAGAGGGAGCUACCCUGGUGUUGCUGGGUGUUCCUCAAGGUACGGAGCUGGGGAUCGACUGCAAGAGUUGGCAGGUCGGUCCCCGUUUUAAGGGUGUGAAGAUGAUCCCCCCAGGCCUGCACUUCCUCCACUACAGCUCUGUUAACUCGCCCAGCUGUGGAGGAGAAAUUGGUCCAAAGACAGGCCUCUUCCUCACUCUCAAACCCAAAGACAUUCUGUUGGCCAACUGGGAUCCCAAAGAGGAAGAUCUGGAUUUCUCAGCCUCCCUAAACGAAGAGGAGGUGAGCCAGAUCAGGGCGACCUUGCAAGACCUGGAUCCUCACCUGGGGCCCUAUCCGUACGAGGUGAUGAGGAAAUGGGUGUCCCUCACUGACCGUCUGAGUGAGGAGCUGGUCAAUAACUUGCAGCCUCUUUCAGGUCGAAUAUGUGCCUUUAGUGACGUCAUCCCCGAGCUUCAGCUCAGACACACCAAAGACCGGGCAGAGCAGCCGAGGAAUGACACAGCCUGUCAGAGCAUGAAAGAGGGACUCAACAGGCUCCCCAGGAUGAAGCAGAGGGAGGGGACGGAGUUGCGCUUCUCUCUUAUCCCAGAGAAGAAAUACCCUGCUGGGGCUACACCGGCCGAGAUCACCCAGUGCAGCCUGGAUCUGAGCUACGCCCUAGAGACUGUGCUGGAGAAGAACCAUGAGCUGCAGCCUCUCAACCUGCUAGGUGAGCUGCAGUUUGCCUUUGUGUGUUUCCUGAUUGGAAAUGUGUACGAGGGCUUUGAGCACUGGAAGAGUCUCCUGGCUCUCCUGUGCCGAUCAGAGGAGGCAAUGCGAAAGCGUAAGGAGCUGUAUCUGGGGCUCAUCGCCGUGCUUUACCACCAGCUCGGAGAAAUCCCACCUGACUUCUUUGUCGACAUUGUGUCUCAGAGCAACUUCCUCACCUCCACACUGCAGGACUUUUUCCAGUUUUCCAGUGGGCCCGGUAUAGACGGCACACUGCGAAAGAGAGCAGAGAAGUUCAAAGCUCACCUGACUAAGAAGUUUCGCUGGGACUUUGAUGCAGACUUGGACGACUGCGCCCCUGUGGUGGUGGAGCUGCCGGACGGUGUUACAGUGGACUGAGACUGUGUGUAAUAUGGGUUCAGUGUACAUGCUGGAACCCUAAGCAGGGGACGGGACUGAAAUAAUCUGACGCUGAAGGAGAGCAGUGAAGCCUGGUAUUUAACACCAGAUCCAAAGCUUCUUAGGAGGCUUGAGGAAACUUAAACAACAACCUCAAUAAAGUUUCAGUCAUACCGGUAGUUCUCUAACAGUGUGUGUUGAGAGUGUUAAUGUAGGCUGUACACUCACUUCUCAUAUAUGGGCACAUUUUGCACCCUGUUAUGAAGAAAACAAAAUCAUUAAGUCACCCAAAGUGUUCAAUCAUGGCAGAGCCGCAUUUUACUGAA
Etheostoma cragini (Arkansas darter) is the source of this 1865-nucleotide messenger RNA. It is a transcript of the gene aar2, whose product is annotated as AAR2 splicing factor. The coding region runs from base 376 to 1539 and encodes 387 amino acids. The transcript has 3 exons. NCBI's taxonomy places the organism in Eukaryota, Metazoa, Chordata, Actinopteri, Perciformes, Percidae. The record is from RefSeq and is a predicted model, not a curated record. Gene Ontology annotation, biological process: spliceosomal tri-snRNP complex assembly.